AGUGCAAGUCUGUUAGGAAAGCUGAACGUUUGAUAGUAGAAGAAGUUUAAUAAUAAAUUAUUACGAUAAAUAAAUUAAUUUUAAAUUUGGUUAAUAUAAAGCGAAUAUUCCAAUAAAAUAAUAUGGACGACACAAAGUUUUCUCGAACUACUUGUUUGAAGAUAAAUCAACUGAACGGGAGUGGUUGUGAGAAGCAGCUACCAUAUUUCCAAGAGAUUUAUAAAUCAAUUUGUGAAGAAAGCGUGCAGUCGCAGUAUUGCAAAAGUACGACAUUAGAAAAGAGUAACGGCAAAUCUGAUAUUUCCAUUCAACAGACAAUUAAUUCUGAAGAUAAAGUUGACAAUAAAAUGGUACAAGAAGAUAAUAAUGUUAAUGAUGGUGCCGACGAGCAGAUGCUUGGUGCAGAUGAUAACGAAAAGUUAGCUGAGAAACGUGAUGAAGUAAAAUUCAUCAAAGGAGACCACCAAAAUGGAGAUGCCAAAAUUGAUAUUGGCUCAGUUAAUGGAAAGGAAACCGCACAAACUUUUACUGGCAUGACCAAAGAAGAAUUAAUGAAGUAUGCCAAUGAUCCAUUUUGGGUUCGACUACGCUGGAUUUUCUUUAUAGGAUUUUGGGCGAUUUGGGCUGGCAUGUUGGUUGGAGCUAUUUUUAUUAUUAUAGACGCACCUAAAUGUGCAGCUCCUCAACCAUUACCAUGGUAUAAGAAAGGACUUCUUGCUAAAUUUAAUUCCCUUGAUGUUGGUUCAAAUGAUGAAGCUGUAAGUUUAAAGUUACAAGCAACUGGAGCCAUAUAUGAGUUACCAGCUGCUUUAACAUAUUCUGUAAAAGAUCCUGAAGUUGAACAAAAAAUUAAGAACAUUGUGUCAACAUAUAAAGACAAUAUAAAUGUAAUUUUGGAUAUAACUCCUAAUUAUGUAACAAAGGACUCUGUCUUAUUAAAAGAUGCUUUGGCUGAUGAAACCAAACGUUCUGCAUUUAUUUGGAUUGAAAAAGCAGAAGUACCUAACAAUUGGCUUUCAAUUGUAAAUGGCAGCGCAUGGGCUGAAGUGCAGUCAGGCAAUUAUGUUCUAUCCCAAUUUGGUGAUGGACUUUAUGAUUUACAUAUGAAUGAUACAGUAGUAAAAACUGAGUUAAGUGAGACUCUAAAGCAUUUAUUAAAACUUGGAGUAAAAGGAUUCCGUUUUAAAAAUACCAAGUAUUUUAUGCUUACCAAAAAUAUUCGGGAUGAAGUUCCUUUAAGAGAUUCAACUUUAAUACAUAAUCAAUAUGGUUUUUGGUCUCAUACACAAACAACAUUCCAAGAAGGCCUUGGCGAUGUUUUAUACGAAUAUUUGGCCGUAGUUAAAAAUGUUUCCGCUGAUGCAUUCCUUUCCGUAGCUGAUGAUAUUAUACGUCCUGAAAACUAUAAAACUAAAUCUGGUGAUUUAGGCAUUGAUAUACCUAUUUAUGGACGUUUUACACAUGCACUUAGUGGUAGUAACGGCAAGAAACUUCACAGUGAAUUGGUUAAAACUUUAGAGCCAUUUAUGUCAAACACUUGGUUACAAUGGAACUAUGGUGAUAUUACAAUGGAUGACAACAUUAAUCCUUCCGCCAUUGGACUGUUUGUGUCUUUGUUACCUGGUGUACCAGUAGUGCCAGCAGACUCUGGUGUUUUUGACAAUAUGGCUCAUAGCACAUAUAAACAGAUUGAGCUUUUGCGUUCUUCUCCAUCGUACAUGCACGGUGAAUUCAAGAUAUAUGAUUCUUCUGACCUAGUUGCAUAUUCCAGGCAAAGAAUAAAGUCUGGAAACCCAGGUUAUUUUGUGGUAUACAAUCCUACUGAAUUUACCCACACUGGUAAUUUCAGCAACUUGGAACUACCAACGAAAAUGACGGUAGUUGCUGUCAGUGACAACUAUAAUGCCACUGAUGUACACGCAAAGGUAUCUGUGGAUUCUUUGGAAGUGUCUUCACGUUCUACAAUCAUACUUACAUAUGUUCCUGUUAAAUCAGGUUAAAAAAUAUAUAUGAAGAAUAAUAGUUCCAAAUGUAUUAUGCAUAUUGGAAUAAAUAAAAUUCAAAUUGAUUAGC
Messenger RNA from Teleopsis dalmanni, 2073 nucleotides. RefSeq names its product 4F2 cell-surface antigen heavy chain (gene CD98hc). NCBI's taxonomy places the organism in Eukaryota, Metazoa, Arthropoda, Insecta, Diptera, Diopsidae. The transcript is spliced from 8 exons. Gene Ontology annotation, biological process: carbohydrate metabolic process; amino acid transport. The record is from RefSeq and is a predicted model, not a curated record. The coding region runs from base 123 to 2000 and encodes 625 amino acids.